Molecule: messenger RNA, 2970 nt
Organism: Poeciliopsis prolifica (blackstripe livebearer)
Lineage: Eukaryota; Metazoa; Chordata; Actinopteri; Cyprinodontiformes; Poeciliidae
Product: tripartite motif-containing protein 16-like protein
Exons: 1
Coding region: 1-1659 (552 amino acids)
Molecular function (GO): protein binding
Source: RefSeq, a predicted model, not a curated record
AUGGCACAGAAAGGACUUCAACUCGACGAGGACAAAUAUUCUUGUUCCAUCUGUUUGGAUCUGCUGAAGGAUCCGGUGACCAUACCCUGCGGACACAGCUACUGUAUGAGCUGCAUUAGAACCCACUGGGAUGAAGAGGAUCACAAGAAAAUCUACAGCUGCCCCCAGUGCAGGGAGGCUUUCAAAAAGAAGCCUGUUUUGAAGAAAAGCACAAUCUUAGCCGAUUUAGUGGAGGAUCUCAAGAGAACUGGAGUCCGAGCUGAUCCGGAUGACCACUGCUAUGCCGGACCAGGAGAUGUGGCUUGUGAUGUUUGCACUCAAAGGAAGUUGAAGGCUGUUAGGUUUUGUUUAACCUGUCCUGCAUCUUACUGCGAGUAUCACCUCCAACCUCACUAUGACGCUCCACCUUUACAGAAGCAUAAGUUGGUGGACCCUUCCAAGAAGCUCCAGGAGAACAUCUGUCCUCAUCAUGGUGACUCUGAUCACCCUGAUCAGCAGGAUGCCUGCUUUCUCUGUUUGACAGAUGAAAAUAAAGACCAUAAAAAAGAAUCCGGUGCAGCAGAAAUGUCUAGGAAGCAGAAGAAGCUCCUGGUGAGACGGCAGCAAAUCCAGAAGGGAAUCUGGGAUCGGGAGAAGGAAAUGAAGCUGCUUUGGCAGGAGGUGGAGGCCAUCAAUGCUUCAGCUGAUAAAGCAGCGGAGGACAGUGAGAAGAUCUUCACCGAGCUGAUCCGUCUCACCGGGAAAAGAAGCACUGACGUGCAACAGCAAAUCAGAUCCCAACAGGAAAGCGAAGUGAGUCGAGUCAGAGAGCUUCAGGAGAAGCUGGAGCGUGAGAUCACUGAGCUGAAGAAGAAAGAUGCUGAGCUGGAGAAGCUCUCAAACUCAGAUCACAACCGGUUUUUACUCAACUUUUCCUCACUGUCAAUACCCAGUGAUGCGACACACUCAUCCAGCAUCAAAAUACGUCCUCUGAGGUACUUUGAGGAUGUGACAACAGCUGUGUCAGAGCUCAGAGAUAAACUACAGAACAUCCUGAGAGACACAUGGUCAGACAUCUCAGAUGCAGUCGCUGAAGUGGAUGUUUUACUGUCAGAACCAGAACCGAAGACGAGAGCUGGAUUCUUGAAGUAUUCGCAAGAAAUCACUCUGAAUCCAAAUACAGCAAAUAGCCAUUUGUUAUUAUCUGAUGGGAACAGAAAAGCAACAGUACUGAAACAAAAGCAGCUUUACUCUGAUCAUCCAGACCGAUUCACCAGCUGGCUCCAGAUCUUGAGCAGAGAGAGUUUGACGGGACGCUGCUACUGGGAGGUGGAGUGGAAAGGGAGGCGAGUUGACAUUGCAGCUUCAUACAAGUCAAUCAGCAGAGCAGGGAACUUAGAUGAUUGUGAGUUUCGAUCUAACUACAAAUCUUGGUCUUUGUAUUGCGAUAGAAACGGUUACACGUUUUGGCACAACAGAAUAAAAACUCCGGUUUCAGGUCCCGUUUCCUCCAGAGUAGGAGUGUACCUGGACCACAGAGCAGGUACUAUGUCGUUCUACAGCGUCUCUGGAACCAUGACUCUCCUCCACAGAGUUCAGGCCACAUUCACUGAGCCGCUCCUCGCUGGAGUUGGGUUUUAUAAGGACGGGAUUUCCGCUGAGUUGCUGAAACUGAACUAGUCCAAAGGGACUUGAGCUCAUUGUGCCAUUUCUUGUGUCACUCCUCUGAGAUGAACUCUUUAGGGUGCAAUGUGAUGAUCAUUUUUGUGGUUUUAUGUCGGUGGAGUUUGUUUAGGUAUCGUUCCGUGUUGUUUCUGCUCACAUAGAUGAUCACUGCUAAGAAGGAUAUUUAUUCACUAAACACACAUUCUUACAUAAUUCAGUCUUAGCCAGUAAAAUUGUAAAGUGAUGACAUUUAAAGCAGAGGAGUCCUGGUGGGUUUCUAAGCUGGAGUAUGACGCCUGGGUGAAUCAUCUUCUGUGCAGCAACCUUAAAUCAAUGUCAUGCCCCACAUGUUUAUGCCUCAUGUGUCACCUAAACAUAUCCUAACUCAUGUUAAUAUUCCUUAAUAAGCAAGAAAAAAGUUGAACAUUCCCUCAUUACAUGCUUGAGAAAAGCAACAAAACUGCUUUUUUCUGACACCAGAAUUAUGGUGUCGGGAGAAAAGCAAUUGCCGCUCCUUUUCUAGUCAUAUUCAAGUGUCUGCCAAGUGCAUUGUUUCUUCUUAAACCGAUCCUGCCUGAAGCAAACUGUUUUACUUACACUGGCUCAGGAACAAACACCUCUGAGGAGACAUUUAUCCUUCAGCAAUUUCUAUCUUUACAGGCCAUCAAGCUGGCAGAUCAACAUAAUGCACCUUCCUUUGAUGGGUGUGAUUUCCUCUCAUAGAACUUAUGUAAACGUAGAUUAUCUCUGGUACAGUGAAAUUUGCAGUGCCUGAAUAUUUUUUAGAGAAUUUUAAGAAAAGAAUCCUCUUGUUUAUCAUCUACAUUGCACGUUGUAUAAAGUUUAUUUAUCUUGGAUACUAGAAACUGGUGGAAGAGUCCAACAGGAGGCUCCAAAGAGGCCGAUGAUGACACUGAAGGAACAGCGAGGAUUUCUAAACAGGCCUUGUGUUGCAUUUCUACAUGCGGUAAUAAUCUACAUGCCAAAAUAAAAAAUAUAUAGAAUGAAGAUCUUCUAAAACCUUAGUAUUGAUGUGUAUUAUAGUGAGAAAAAGUUCAAAUUUAGGCCACAGUGAAAUUUGGUGGUGGCAGCAUCAUUCUCUGGGGUUCCUUUUCUUCAACUGAAACUGUAUUUUUGUCAAAGUGAAUUAUGUCAACAUGUGAUAUGUCAACAGACCCCCAGACAAGAAAACUAGAACAUGAAGAUGAAUCAAAAGAGUCUUGUCUGUUUAUUAAAGGGUGGGUCUGUAUGUAUCCAACGAGGAUGUUGAACCUUUGGUUUUCAGUCUGUUUUUACUUUUGUCUUUUUGUAAAUGGGAAUAAAUGU